AUGCGGGCUGGGAAACUUUACCUUGUGAUGUUGCUGACCAGAGUGGCCUGCUUUGGAGACUAUACAGAACGACCCCAGGCUGUGCUGACCCAGGAGCCUGCAUGGACACAGCUAUACGAAUCAGAGAGUGUUACACUGAGAUGUCAGGUUCAGGGGGAUUACACUGACUGGAGAAUCACAUGGUACAAAGAUGGGUGGAAAGUUCCAGUAACCCAGAAUUAUUACAGCAGAAUAGAUGGUGACAAAUACACAAUUAGCUCUGCUACUAGAGACCACAGUGGGGAAUAUACCUGUAAAGGUGAAAGGGGAGGUAACCCAUCGUACUCUAAAGCAAGCAAUGCUCUCAUACUGACAGUAUCAGUGGGCGCUCCGAAGCCUGCACUGUCCCAGAAGCCUGCAGGAGAGAUAUUCGAAGGAGACAGAGUCACCCUGAGCUGUAGGGUUCCGGGGGGCUCUGAUGGCUGGAGAUAUCUCUGGUAUAAAGACAGUCAGUCCGGUACUCCAGUGUACCAGACUGACAGCAGCAGUGGAACUGGAGCCGGAUACACAAUCAGUGCUGCUGCUGUGUCUCACAGUGGAGAGUACUGGUGUCGAGCUGAAAGGGGGAGCAAACCGUUUUACUCACAAUACAGCAGUGCUGUCAAUGUUCAAGUAUCAGUAUCAGAGCUGUUCUCCAGGGUGACUCUGUCAGCCUCUCCGAGAGCCACAGUGAAGGAGGGAGAGGCUCUUAACCUGAUAUGUGAUGCAACAAUGAACAAAACCCUCCGCUCUCAACUCCAUUACACCAUUCUGAGAGACGGGGAGCCUGUGAUUAAUAGCACUGGCCCUGCACUGUACAGCAUAGCCAGCACUUAGAACAGCCAUGCUGGGAGCUACGCGUCUGCUGUGGAGUCACAGGGAGUGAGGAAGAGCAGCCAGGAGUUACAAAUUGAAGUGCAAAUGUCCUGGCAGAGCGCUGUUGCUAUUGGCUACAGAGUGAGCUUCACUCUGUAUCAUUUCAUUUUGUUCACUCUGCUGCUCCUUCAUUACUGCAGGAUCCAAGGUUUCCUGCGUAUCGCUGGUGGUAGGUCAAGGAUAACCUGGGAUCAGGAUCAGGAGCAGUCAGGAGAGGGGUUUGAGCUC
This is a messenger RNA of Polyodon spathula (Mississippi paddlefish), 1122 nucleotides long. RefSeq names its product Fc receptor-like A. The coding region runs from base 1 to 855 and encodes 284 amino acids. Gene Ontology annotation, biological process: cell surface receptor signaling pathway. The transcript has 8 exons. Gene Ontology annotation, molecular function: transmembrane signaling receptor activity. NCBI's taxonomy places the organism in Eukaryota, Metazoa, Chordata, Actinopteri, Acipenseriformes, Polyodontidae. The record is from RefSeq and is a predicted model, not a curated record.